Trifolium pratense (red clover) is the source of this 1871-nucleotide messenger RNA. Its product is annotated as malonyl-coenzyme A:anthocyanin 3-O-glucoside-6''-O-malonyltransferase-like. Lineage: Eukaryota; Viridiplantae; Streptophyta; Magnoliopsida; Fabales; Fabaceae. The transcript has a single exon. The record is from RefSeq and is a predicted model, not a curated record. The coding region runs from base 24 to 1589 and encodes 521 amino acids.
AAAUUGUAAAUAAAUCAUAGUAUAUGCUUAGUUACUUUUCCUUUGAUUUUCAUUCAAGUUAUUCAGAAAUUUCCUUUGAAAAAGUAUAUAAAUUGCUUCAUUACAAUAGCUUCUCAUCACAUCCUUCAAAUUUCAUAGAAUUCAUGGCAGAGCUUAUAGGAACAAAACAUAAGCUUAUUGAACAAACUAUGAUUUUUCCAUCAUCAACAACAAAAAUUUGUCUUCCUCUUACAUUUCUUGACUUACCUUUAGCAGGUCCAAUCUAUGUUCGACGCCAAUUCUUCUAUCGAUUUCCUCAGUCGACAAACCAUUUUUGCCAAACAACUUUUCCAUCUCUCAAACAAUCACUAUCUCUCACUCUUCAACAUUUCUUCCCUCUUGCUGGAAAUCUCAUCUCUCCACCAACACCAAACAAACCCUUCAUUCUCUGCACUGAAAAAGACUCUGUCCCUUUUACCAUCGUCGAAUCUUCCGAAGAUUUCAACCAUCUUUCAGCCAAUUACAAACUGAAAAAUAUCAAAGACUUUAACCACCUUGUUCCAAAAUUAACACAUAAAACAAUCCACGAUGACAAUGACAAUGACAAUGACAAUGAAGAUAACAACACCUUUGUCUUUCCUUUGUUGUCUUUGCAAGCUUCUGUUUUUCCUAACAAUGGUCUUUGCAUUGCAAUCACAUAUUGUCAUGUUAUGGAUGAUAGUUGUUGUAGUCAUUUCAUGAAGACUUGGUCUUUAAUCCAUAAAAAAUGUGAAAGUGUUGACUUAAAGUCAACGCCUUGUUUUGAUAGAGAUAUUUUGAGGGACCCAAAAGGGUUAAUUGAGAAUGUUUUCUUAAGAGACUAUUUUGAAGAAAGAAAAACAUGGAAGAAUAAACUCAUUGGUCAAACUCAAACUCAAACUAUUGAAGAACAUCAUGAAGUGGUUGAAGAUUAUUUUAAAGCAACUAUUGUUUUUGGAAAAGAAGAAAUUGAGAGAAUGAAAAAAUGGGCACUUAGUCAAUGGAAUAAAAAUGAUCAUGAAAUUAUAAAGCCACAAUUUUUAUCUAAAUUUGUUGUAACUUGUGGUUUUGUUUGGGCUAAUUUGGUUAAAACAAGAUAUAGAAAUGAUAAUAAUGAUGAAAAAGAAGAGUUUUUUCGUUUUGCAGGUGAUUGUAGAGAUAGACUUGGGUACAAAAUACCAGAAGGGUAUUUUGGGAAUUGUUUAACACUAUGUCAUGCAACAGUGAAGAGAAAAGAUAUGAAGGGUGAAGAUGGUUUUGUGAAAGCUGUUAAGGUAAUUGAAAGGGCAAUAAGUGAAAUGAAAAAUGAACCUUUUAAAAAUGUUGAAGAAUGGAGAGAUACAUUUAAGAAUAUGUUUGAAUUUGGAAGUGUUUUGUUGGUGACAGGUUCACCUAAGUUUAAUGUUUAUGAGACUGAUUUUGGAUUUGGAAAACCUGUUAAAGUUGAAAUGGUGCAUUCUUUUAAGUGUAUGUCUAUUGCUGAAAGUGGAGAUAGAGAUGGUGGAAUUGAGGUUGGGUUGGUAUUCAAAAGUGGAGAAUUUGAAUAUUUCUGUUCUGUUAUUGAACAAGGACUUGAAGCUUUUAAAUCCUAACAAAGGUGCUAUCAUUGUCUUUUAAUAGUUUGUGUGUUUUUAUUUUUUACUUUUGUCCCAUGUAAUUAGAGAAUUUAAAUUUAAAUAUAGAUAUAGAUACUUCUUUUGUUAAAAUUUAAAUUUUAGUUUGCUAUCUUAUGAACCACCAACUCAUUUUACUAUGGCUACGUUUGAGAAGACAAAUAAGCUAGCAUAUAAUUUAUAGCUUAUAGGUUAAAUGCUCUGUUAGUUUUUUAUAACAAGUGAACUUUAUAGCUGUCAAGUAAUAAAAUAUUCGAUUCU